AUGCAAGAGGCAGUCUUCCUCUUCAGUGAGGAGAAUCUAAACAAGGGGCAAUCCUCAGGGGGGCGUAGUGGCGGGGCCACCAAAUAUAAACAGAGCUCCCGUCGCGUAGUCCCCACAACAAACUGCGAGCUGAGUGACGCGACGGCUGAGAUUAGAAUAGUAGAGAAAGUUUUGAAGAACGGUGACCUUUACAAUGGAGGCUUAUCGGCAGGGGUGCCUCACGGGACAGGGAAAUAUUUGUGGUCGGAUGGGUGCAUGUACGAAGGGGAAUGGACACGUGGCAAAGCGAGUGGAAAAGGGCGUUUUUCUUGGCCAUCUGGAGCUACCUACGAGGGUCAGUUCAAGGAUGGUCGAAUGGACGGUGAGGGAACGUUCAUCGGAAUCGACGGUGACACUUACAGAGGGCACUGGCUUUGGGGGAGAAAGCAUGGCUAUGGAGAGAAGAGGUACGCAAACGGUGAUGUAUAUCAAGGGAACUGGAAGGCUAAUCUGCAAGACGGUAACGGACGUUAUGUGUGGAGCGAUGGGAAUGAGUAUGUUGGAGAGUGGAAGAACGGUGUUAUCUCUGGGAAAGGGACCAUGACUUGGGCUAACGGAAACCGUUACGAAGGGCUAUGGGAAAACGGAGCUCCGGUUGGAAAAGGUGUUUUGAGUUGGAGCGAGGAGAAGACGAGUAAUAAUCAGUUUGGUGGGUGGGGUAGGAAGAACAAAAAGAAAGAUGAUGAGAUUGUGCAGCAAAAACUCUCUUCGGUAGAAACUUUGUCAAAGAAUACAAACUUUCCGCGGAUUUGUAUUUCAGAACUGGAGGAUUCAAACGCGUGUGAUAAUGUAGAGGCAGGGUCGAUGCUGAGUCCAUACACGAGUGAGUCAGAUACAGGUGAUAACGUGAGUGGUUGUGGAGAGUAUGAGUGGGCAAGAAGCCCUUUGCUUUUGGAGAGUGGUGGUGCCAUGAGUUCGCAGCAAAGUCCGAGAUGGCUGGAUGAAGGGGAUGUUAAGAAACCGGGGUAUACAGUUACUGCCGGACAUAAGAACUACGAUUUGAUGUUGAAUCUACAGCUUGGCAUUAGAUAUUCUGUUGGCAAACAUGGUUCGGUUUUGAGGGAACUUAGGCAAUGUGAUUUUGAUCCCAAGGAUAAACAAUGGACCAGGUUUCCGCCUGAAGGAUCUAAGUCUACACCUCCCCAUCAAUCAAUCGAUUUUAAAUGGAAAGACUAUUGCCCUAUUGUGUUUAGGCAUCUAAGAGAGUUAUUUACUAUAGAUCCAGCGGAUUACAUGCUCGCUAUUUGCGGAGACGAAUCUCUUCGGGAAUUUUCUUCUCCUGGAAAGAGUGGAAGCUCUUUUUACCUGACUCAAGACGAAAGAUUCAUGAUCAAAACCAUGAAGAAAUCUGAAAUAAAAGUGUUGCUUAAGAUGCUACCAAAUUAUUAUGAGCAUGUCUCGAAGUACAAGAACUCAUUGGUCACCAAGUUUUUUGGCGUCCAUUGUGUCAAACCAGUAGGAGGCCAAAAGACUCGAUUCAUAGUUAUGGGCAAUCUAUUUUGUUCGGAGUAUCGUAUACACAAAAGGUUUGACCUGAAAGGUUCGUCGCAUGGCCGUACGAUUGACAAGGAUGAAGGUGAAAUUGACGAGACCACAACACUCAAAGACUUGGAUCUCAAGUAUGUGUUUCGACUCGAGACCUCAUGGUUUCAUGCCUUUAUCAACCAAAUCGACAUCGACUGUGAGUUUCUUGAAGCUGAGCGGAUUAUGGAUUAUAGUCUCUUAAUUGGUCUCCAUUUCCGGGAAUCUUGCUUGCGUGACGAUAUUUCUUUGGGGAUAGGUCGAAGAGAUCAAGAAGACAAAUUAAUGAGAGGAUAUAAUUCGCUUCCGAAUAUGGACUCUGUCACGCAGACUUGUAAUGGACCAUUAAUUAGACUUGGGGAAAGUACACCCGCAAAAGCAGAGCAGGUGAGCAGAUUUGAGGAAGAAUCAUGGGAAGAUGGCAGCAUUAACAACUCGAAUCCAAAGAAUGCAAGGAAGGAGGUUAUUGACGUGAUCCUUUACUUCGGUAUAAUUGAUAUUCUUCAAGACUAUGAUAUCACCAAAAAGUUAGAACACGCCUACAAAUCACUCCAUGCAGAUCCCACUUCUAUAUCAGCUGUCGAUCCCAAGCUUUAUUCGAAAAGGUUUAGAGACUUUAUAAACAAGAUUUUUAUUGAAGACAAAUGAGAAAAAAUAAUAUGUAACACCUGCACAAGUUUAAAGACCAAGAAUCUAAAGAUCCACCACGAGUUAUAUUGUACAUUGGAAUCUCUAGGCAUGUGAUUGGUAUACAGG
Messenger RNA from Eruca vesicaria subsp. sativa (arugula), 2316 nucleotides. Lineage: Eukaryota; Viridiplantae; Streptophyta; Magnoliopsida; Brassicales; Brassicaceae. The record is from the annotation of a GenBank genome assembly.